AUGCCUCGUAUGAAGUCCUUCCGCCGUUCCCAGGCCGCCAGGAGGCGAGUGGAGGAGCAGCGGAUCGUCAUGCUGGGUCCCCAGCAGCCUCCUUGUGACACCCUUGCACGCCGUGGCACCGGCUGGCGCCACAAGGUGAGGAAGUGGCCGACCUCUGAGCUGACCGGCCGUCAGCACAAGUUGGUCCUUCCAGCUGAUGCCCCCGACAAGAAGUUGGUCCUUCUUGUCGGUGCCUCGCAUCUGCGAAGCUUCGCAGAUGGUGUGGUUCCGAUGCCGGAGGGGUCCCUGUCCUUCGCUGUCAUGUCGACGCCGGGGGCCUGUGCAGCUCAGUUGCGGACCGAGGUGCUGAACGCUACGGUACCUCGGGUCCCUGACUUGGUCUGUCUCAUGGCUCCUAGCAACAACUUGACAGCGAGCCGGACAGUGGACGAGGGCCGGGCCGACUUCGCCAGGCUCCUGUGCACGGUCUGCACACGCUGGCCUAAGGUGCUGGACAGCGUGGUGGCUGCACAGAGAGAGUGGAGGAGCACCGGAGCAGAAAAAGGCUGGCGAGUUGGUCGUUGCGGUGGAGAGCCCGGUGUAAAGCACCAGCACCUGAGAGCUGCGCAAGUGAUCGUCAUGGACUUCGUGCCGCGUUUGGUUGUGGAUGAGGACCUCCAGGCCCACUUCCGGAACGCGUUCAGCCAGGUCGCUGCACGCAUGGGUGUCCCGUACAUCCAUCUUGCGGACGACUUCCCCACGCGGCGUCUUGAGCUGUGGAGCAGAGACGGCAUCCACUUGAGUGACAGCGCUGGUAUGCGCAUCCUUCGGGAGUCACUGUGGAGGGCCGCUCUUCUGCAUCUGGCGACGCCGCCACCAGAGCCCAGGGUGUCUCCGAGGACCUCGCCAGGGACGCCUCGUCGCCUUCCACGAGUGGUCGUCAAGGGGGAGAUUGUCGUUCCUCGGCAAUCAGACCCCUUCGACUGGUCGCUCGUGGAACGGUGCAGAAAGAGGAGACGUUCCAGCGAGGAGGAGUCGUGCGGCGCGGGUCGAAGUGGGAAGCUCCAGCAGGCGCUGGAGGUGUCCUUCCCACUGAACCCGGUGCGGUUCAGCAGCGCGGUGAUGGAGGCGAUGGACAGGGUCGCUCCAUCUGAUCUCUCCAGCCCUGAGAUGUGCACUGCGCCAGCCGGCAAGAAGAAACCCCGCGUGGACCGUCAGCCCAAGGCCGCCACUUCCAAGAGGAGACGGGCUCGACAGCAGGUAAAGGCUGUUGUCGAGACUGCUCCUGUGGAAGUGGUCGUGACGCAGAGGGAGACUCCUGCUGCCUGCGUCACAGAGUCAUCGCUCCCCAGCCCCGUGGACGUGGUCGUGACGCAGAGGGAGACUCCGGCUGCCUGCGUCACAGAGUCAUCGCCCCCCAGCCCGAUGGAGGAAGACUUCCCUAGAUGCGUCAAAGGUAGGACAGAUUUUGAUUCUUCUAGUUUAGGUUCAGUGUGUUCGGACACUGAUGUUCCUACUGACCAUGAUGACUGUACAUCUGCUAAGGUUAAAUGGGUUAGGGGGACCUUCCAUCAGGGCAAUGGUAGAUUUAAAUACCCAGGGCGUCAGUGUAUGGCCAUAGCUUUAGCAAGCUUGGCUAAACACACAGUCAGUAGUGUGUUCUCGUGGCGGCGUCGUGAUUUGGAUCAUGUUCUCCAUCUAGGCGAUGACUUGUAUGCGUUCUUGCGUGAGAACAACAGGAUCGGUGGGACCUCUGAGUUCUUGUGUGUUCCUGAGUUGCCAGGACAACAUGUUUUUGACGGGCAGCAGUUUACGUUCGAUUAUGGUAGUGACUAUGUUAGUGGUGUGGUCAAUGUAGUUGAUGGAGAACUGGUUGAGGCUGGUUGUCACACCUCUCUCCUAAAUGGAUUGGAGAGGAUGCUUGAUAACUAUAGCACGUGCUUACUGACCCUGGGUUGUAAUACUUGCGCGGUUAUUAAUCAGAACGGUAGAUAUGCAGUUGUUGAUUCACACGCACGCAGCGCUGCUGGAUUGGUAGGUGUUUAUGGUAGAAGUAUAGUUGCGUAUUUUAGUUGUGUUAGAGACCUGCAUGAGUAUGUAUGCAAUCUGGCUGCAUCACUCAAUGCAAGUCAUGAAGCUUUUGAGAUCGCUGGUGUGCGUGUGUUUCACGUGGUGUUUAAUGAUGCUCCUGCAGCUGAUGCAGAUGUAGCAGUUGUUAGUGGUGAUGCUACUGCAGAUGAGGUCGUGUCUGUUAUUGUUAGUGGGGAGGCUCCUGCAGCUGAUGCAGAUGUUGUUAGUGGGGAGGCUCCUGCAGCUGAUGCAGAUGUUGUUAGUGGGGAGGCUCCUGCAGCUGAUGCAGAUGUUGUUAGUGGGGAUGCUCCUGCAGCUGAUGCAGAUGUUGUUAGUGGGGAUGCUCCUGCAGCUGAUGCAGAUGUUGUUAGUGGGGAUGCUUCUGCAGCUGAUGCAGAUGUUGUGUUUGUCGGUGAUGGGACGUGCAAACAGCUGCAGUUUGAUCCCCUUAGUAAGGAGGUUGCCCAGUUGGUUUGUAAACGGGUAAAUGUAGAGUUUGAGAAGGUUGAUGAGGUAGUGUCUGCAGGAGUUGGUUUGUUAGGGUCUCCUUGUAAGAAGGAGAACAUAGUGGCUGAUGGGAACUGUUUCUUUAGGGCAGUGUCUCUAGCUGUGAGUGGAACACAGAAGAGUCAUAGGAAGAUUAGACUCGCUGUUGUUAAGCAUCUAGAGAAGAAUGCAUCACAAUACAAUAGCAUUUUGAGAAGUGAGUAUUCUUCAGUGGCAGAUUAUGUUAGGGAGUCAAAGAUGAGCUAUGUUGGCAGCUGGGCAACAGAGGUGGAAAUUCAGGCAGCAGCAGAUUGUUUAGGAGUUAAUAUGUUUACAUUUUGUGAUGGUAGAUGGUUAGAAUAUAGCUGUAAGUUUAAUGGUUUGUCUAGACAGGGGAUUUAUUUGGAAAAUAGUAAUGGUAACCAUUAUGAAACAGUUGUUUGUGUUCAUGAGCCUCAUGAACGGAGUAGUUGUUAUGGUUUGUGUAAAGUCAAUAGCUCAGAUUCUAAAGUUUAUAAUGUGAGACGUCGUAGUGUACAGAGUUGUUCUUUGGAACGUGCAGAUUGUACAGGUGAAGAUAGUAGUUUUUCUAAAUAUUUGAUGAAGAAGAAGAAAUUUCAAAGGAAAACUGAAUAUCAGGAAAAUGUGUUGUUUAGGCAGAGAAUGAAGGAAAUUAGUAUUGAAAAGUAUAGGAAAAAUGUGUUGCAUAGGCAGAGAGUGAAGGAAAUUAGUAUUGGGAAGUAUAGGGACAAUGUGUUGCAUAGAGAGAGACUUAAAGCAAAGAGUGUAGGGAAGUAUAAGGAUAAUUUGUUGCAUAGAGAGAGACUUAAAGCAAAGAGUGUAGGGAAGUAUAAGGAUAAUUUGUUGCAUAGAGAGAGAGUUAAAGCAAAGAGUGUUGGGAAGUAUAAGGAUAAUUUGUUGCAUCAGGAGCAAGUUAAAGCAAAGAGUGUAGGAAAGUAUAGGGAAAAUGUGGUUCAUAGGCAGAGAGUGAAGGAAAUGAGUCGAAGAAAGUAUCAUGGGGACUCGGAGCAUAGAAUUCGUGUUGUAGAAGGUAAUAAGUUGAAGAUGGUAGACAUAAAAGAGAAACGGAAGCAGUUUGAUUUUGUGAUGGACCAGUUUUUGGAUAAGGUUAAAGAUGGUCCAGAUUUUGUGUGUUCAGUUUGUCAUAGGUUGUUGUUUAGACGGCAGGUUGUAAAUUGUAGGAAAGAGAAUUACAGCAAGAAUAAGGCAUUAGCUUCAUUAGCAGAUAAGUGUAUUAGUGAGGACUAUUUACACAAGUGUAGUAAGGACUGUGUAGUGCCGUGUCAGUGGUUAGAUUCAGCGAGAGGUCAGUUGUGGAUUUGUCACACGUGUCAUAGUAAGCUUAAUAAUGGUGUACUGCCACCUGAGAGUUCAGUUAAUAAUUUGAAACUCGAUCCUAUUCCACCGGAGUUGGCGUGUUUGAAUAGUUUAGAGCAGCAUUUGAUAGCGUUACACAUACCGUUUAUGAAGAUGUUGGCUCUGCCUAAGGGAGGUCAGAAUGGAGUGCAUGGUCCGGUGACAUGUGUUCCUGCCAACAUAGUGGAGACCAGUAAAUUGUUGCCGCGCUCCAAUAUGGAGGGAUCUUUGUUGCUUGUGAAGUUGAAGCGUAAGUUGACGUAUAAAGGUCAUUAUGAGUAUCAGUUUGUGGAUACUAUGCGCGUUAGGAAGGCUUUGCAGUUUUUAAAGGAUACAAACGUGUAUUAUAAAGACGUUGAUUUUAAUGAGGAGUGGCUAAAUGCAUUUCUUAGGGAAGAAGAUGAGGCAGUUGUUGAACCAGAGGUUAAUGUUAAUGCAGAAACUGGGGAAGAUGAAGAUGUUUCAGAUGAGCUUUUACAUGAUAGGCAGCAGCAUUGUAUGUUUCAGGACACGUGUUUUAUGCCUGUAGAUAUAGGUCAGGAAACAUUAGAUCAAUAUUAUGAGGGUGUGUUGAAUGUUGCGCCUGCAGAAGGUAACAAUCCUGUUAAGUUACUUUCUGAUCAGGAAAAUGAGGCUAAAUGUUUCCCAGUAUUGUUUCCUCUAGGUGGUAAGACGUAUCAUGACAGUAGGUCUAGUCGUUUAACGUUGUCUCGGUAUUUGAAUAAUAGGAUUUUGCAUGCUGACGGUAGGUUUUCUAGAAAUGUAGAGUAUAUAUUUUUCGGUCAGUACAUGUCUGAGGUUCAGCAGGUUGUGUCGAACGUGUCAAUCGCCCUGCGGAAAGGUAAGGGGCGUCCUUCUAAGAAGGUAGGUGGUCAAAGUGUAAGGGACUUAAUAAACGAUGAAGAGUCCAUGAAAAAGUUGUUGGAGUUUGAUGACGGGUAUCGUUUUCUGAAGCCGAUCCGAGGUACCCCGGCUUUUUGGCAGGAAGCCCAGCGUGGGUUAGUUGCGUCGGUCCGUCAGCUUGGUCUGCCUACUUGGUUUUGUUCAUUUUCUUCUGCAGAUUUGAGAUGGACUAAUUUACUAGGUAGCAUUUUGAAGCAGGAAGGUAGGACUCAGACUGCAGAAGAUUUAGAGUGGGCAGACAAGUGUGAGUUACUGCGUCGUAAUCCGGUCACUGCAGCGAGAAUGUUUGAUUAUCGCUGGCAUGUGUUUUUGAGGGAGGUCCUUAUGUCCCCCUCCAAUCCAAUUGGUAAAAUUGUCGAUUUCUUUUACAGGGUAGAAUUUCAGCAGCGCGGUUCACCACAUGUACAUUGCUUGUUUUGGAUCGAAAACGCACCUAAAAUUGAUGAAAACACGGACGAAGAGGUCGUGGAAUUUAUUGAUAAAUAUGUGACAUGCGAGUUACCGGCACAAGAUGAGACAUUAUUGGACAUUGUCACAUCUGUACAGCAACACUCAAAGCGACAUUCUAAAACUUGUAAAAAGAAAAACACGGCUUGUCGUUUCAAUUUUCCAAAAGUGCCAUCCACUCGUACAUUCAUUUCUCGUAGUCCAUCAGCGGAAGAACUAAAAAAUAAAUGUAAGUGUGAGGAAUCCGCAGCGUGUACAUGUGGUAAACGAAACAUGAAAAAACCAGAUCUCAUGAAAAGAGAUUACGCAGAAGAUAUAGUGGGACGUAUUAAGGCAGCUGUAUUAAAGGAAGAAAAUAGUAACCUCACUGUUGAGGAGUUGUGGCAGCGUUUAGGGAUUAGUCAAGCUACGUUUGAGGCUGCAUAUAAACGUAUCGCCAAAAAGACAACGGUUGUCUUGAAGAGGCAGGUUAAUGAAGUCUGGAUUAAUCAGUAUAGUAAGCCGCUGUUGAAAUGUUGGAAUGCCAAUUUAGAUGUCCAAUUUGUAGUAGACGCGUACGCUUGUAUUGUUUAUAUUAUUUCUUAUAUCUCUAAGGCAGAGAGAGACAUAGGAUUGUUGCUAGGGAACGCCCAGAGGGAAGCGUCAAAGGACGGGAACGUUAGUGCCAAAGAGGCUUUGAAAAGUUUAGGUAGUGUUUAUCUGCACAAUAGAGAUGUGAGUGCUCAGGAAGCUGUCUAUAGGUUAAGUGGCAUGCACCUGAAGGAAUUCUCUAGGAAGGUUGUAUUUAUACCUACAGGAGACAAUAUAGUUAAGAUGAGUCUUCCUAUAAGUAUAUUGAGGGAAAAGGCAGAGUCUUCAGAUUGUAAUGUAGAUGACAUCUGGAUGACUAGUAUAAUUGAUAGGUAUAAGAAUAGGCCUAGCGAUAGUACAUUUAAUGAUAUGUGUAUAGCCACAUUUGCGUCGGAGUAUCGUGUGUUAGCUAGAAAUGAGAAAUGUAAGGAUAAGAUUCAAUUGAAAAAUGAUUGCGGAUUUGUCGCUAAAAGAACAAAUACUGAACCUGCAGUAAUUAGAUAUGCGCGCUUUUCGGAGACUAAAACUCCAGAAUUAUUCUAUCAGAGUAUCCUGCAGUUGUUCUUGCCGUAUCGUUCUGAUAAGCAAUUAAAGCCAAAGAAAUUUGAUACAUACGGACAGUUUUAUAAAGAUGCGCGUGUUAGGUUUAGUGAUAGGACAAUGCAUUCGGUUAAGGAUGUCGUAGAUUUGAAUAGAGGCAAAUUUGAAAUUAAUGCCGACGAGUUGGACGAGAUCCUGGAAAAUAUAGCAAUAGAUGGUGUAGCAGAAGAUGCCUGGGGUGAAUUGUGCCCAGAGCAGGAAGUAGAGAGGUUAGAGUGUGUACAGGAAGAGGAAGAGAGAAAGAAAGGGCAGGUUUUAGAUGGUGAUGAUGAUGUUGAUCAUGAAAACGUCCCAGACUUAGCGGUGUGUAGGGAACAGGUGGUUCAUAUAGAGAAGAGGAAUAACAUUAUGUGUAGGACUGAUGGCUUGGCUCUUAUUAGGUCUUUAAAUGAGACUCAGCGGUGUGUUUUCUAUCAGGUGAGGCAGUGGUGUUUAGAUAGGGUUAGAGGGAAGAAGCCACAUCCCUUUCAUGUAUUUGUUACAGGUGGUGCAGGGACAGGAAAGAGCCAUUUAAUUAAAGCCAUUCAGUAUGAGGCUAUGAGGUUGUUGUCAACAGUCUGUCGUCAACCUGACAAUAUUUGUGUCUUGUUAACAGCUCCUACGGGGAUUGCUGCUUACAAUUUACAUGGAACAACCAUACAUCACACAUUUAGCAUUGGCAAAGAUGUUCGCCUUCCCUACGUACCUUUGGGUGAGGAAAAGGUGAACUCUUUGCGUGCUAAAUAUAGUGAUCUUCAAAUUUUAAUUAUAGAUGAAAUAUCGAUGGUUGAUCACAGACUGUUGACGUAUGUUCAUAGUAGGUUGAGACAGAUUAAACAGUCUGGUGAUUUGGCUCCGUUUGGGAACGUCUGUGUCAUAGCUGUAGGAGAUUUUUUCCAGUUGCCUCCAGUUAGAGGGAAACCUCUUUAUGAAGAGGAACUUGGAGUCAACCUGUGGUCGAACCUUUUUAAGGUUGUCGAGUUGACAGAAGUAGUUAGACAGAAAGAUGGUGAGUUUGCGUCGUUGUUAAAUCGCGUUAGAACUCGUUCAAAAGGGACGGCAAUGUUGAAUAGCGACAUUGAAAUAUUAAAGCGUUGUGAAACCGGUGAAGUCAGCUCAGCUUUACACAUUUUUCCGACGAAUAGACAAGUAAAUGAGCACAAUGAUGAAGAACUGUUGAAGACAUGUCCUGAGUAUGAGGAAAUAGAGGCUCAGGACUAUGUCAAUGAUAAAAAAACAGGUGAGUUAGUGUUGAAGAGUGGCCAUCACACAAAGACAUAUAACACGUGUUUAGCCCAAGUGUUGUCAUUAGGUAAGGGUGCACGUGUUAUGUUGUGUAAAAAUGUGGAUGUGUCAGAUGGUCUAGUUAAUGGUGUGUGUGGCUUUGUGACAGAUAUAGUUCAUUUAGACAAGAAAAAGUUUCCUCACAGAGUGUUUGUUAAAUUUGAUGAUGAUCAUGUUGGUGCUCAGAGGAGGAAACAGUGUGCAGGUAGUUUGUCAGUUGUAGCGGGUUCUAUCAGUAUUGAAGCAGAGGAAGAAAGGGUGACUAAAAAAGGUGGCAUGCGUCGUCAGUUUCCACUUAGACUUGCGUGGGCGUGUACUGUACAUAAGGUACAGGGUAUAACUGUUGAUAGUGCUGUGGUGUGUCUCAAGAAGGUGUUUUCUGCAGGUCAGGCGUAUGUGGCCUUAAGUCGUGUUAGAAGUUUGUCAGGGUUGGUGAUUCAAGACUUUGAUGAUAAGGCCAUUUAUUGUAAGGAUAAUAUUAAGGAUGCUAUGCAGAGUAUGCCCCAAUAUUUGAUAGGAAAUAACAUUAGGCACAAAUUGGAUACAAAUACAUUCAAUGUUUUUUUGAUGAAUGUACAAAAUCUAAGUAAACAUGUAUCAGAUUUGGCUUCAUGUACACAGCAUUUACAGCUUAACUGUAUUGCUGUGACAGAAACAUGGCUACCUGCUGCAUCUACAGAAGCAGUAAACAUCGAGGGCUUCACUUUUCACAGUAGUCCUCGAAGUUUAUCUUAUAACAGUGACCAUCCAGCACUGAUUGCACUGCAAGGACAACAACAUGGUGGUGUUGGCUUGUACAGUGCAGACAACUUGGCCUCUAAUAUUAUCCAAAUGCCACCAUUCAAUUUAGAAUGUAUAGUUUAUAAUUGGCUAGAAUAUAAUCUAUUAGUAGCAGUUAUUUAUCGGCCACCGUCAUAUCCCAUGUCUCUGUUUAAAGAACACUUAGGGAAAUUACUUGAUUGGCUACAUCCUAAAAGUAACAAUAUUGCAGUCAUGGGAGAUUUUAAUGACGAUCUCUUGAAAUCAUCAAGUCUCUGCAAACUUCUAACAGACAAAGGGUUUGUUCAGUUAGUAACGCAGGCGACAACAGAGCAAGGGACGUUGAUAGAUCAUGUUUAUGUGAAUACAUCAGAUUAUGAAGUUGAGUGUGAGGUUGUGCCUGCGUAUUUUAGUGAUCAUGAGGCGAUUGUUUGCGGUUUUAAAUGUAUAAAUGUAUAA
Molecule: messenger RNA, 8913 nt
Organism: Scomber japonicus (chub mackerel)
Lineage: Eukaryota; Metazoa; Chordata; Actinopteri; Scombriformes; Scombridae
Exons: 13
Coding region: 1-8913 (2970 amino acids)
Biological process (GO): DNA repair; telomere maintenance
Molecular function (GO): DNA helicase activity; ATP hydrolysis activity
Source: RefSeq, a predicted model, not a curated record